Messenger RNA from Chlamydomonas reinhardtii, 1591 nucleotides. RefSeq lists its product as uncharacterized. Lineage: Eukaryota; Viridiplantae; Chlorophyta; Chlorophyceae; Chlamydomonadales; Chlamydomonadaceae. The transcript has 5 exons. Gene Ontology annotation, molecular function: protein-disulfide reductase activity. Bases 58 to 744 code for a protein of 228 amino acids. The record is from RefSeq and is a predicted model, not a curated record.
GUCAUUCGCUGCUACCUAUAUUAAUACGCAAACACAAGGUUUUUACUGCGACAAACAAUGACGUCGAUGCUUCGCGCACAAACGCACGCGCAGGCCAGCUCCGGAGCGCUGCGUACGGCAGGAUUAAGAGUAGCGUCUCUCAGCCCCAGCUCUCUGCCCAGCCGCUUAGCACACCCAAUCAGCGCGCACAGCGCCCGCCUUGCAGCCUCUCCACGCCACCUCAUCCCCUCCCGCCUCGCCCGGGCGCCCUCUGCCACUGCCAGCUCCUCCGCCUCCACCACACCAGCCCAACCCACGGCUUCGACCUCCGCAGCAACCGUCGUGGAUGACUUCGCGACCGACUCUCGGCCGGUCAUCCUGUUUGACGGCGUGUGUAACCUGUGCAACAACGGCGUGAACUUCAUGCUGGACAACGACCCCUCCGGCGUGUACCGGCUAGCCGCGCUGCAGAGUCCUGCGGGCCGGCGGCUGCUGCAGCGCUGCGGCCGCUCGCCCGACGACAUCAGCUCCAUCGUGCUGGUGGAGCGGGACAGCCACUACAUCCGCUCGGAGGCCAUCCUGCGCAUUGGCUGGAAGCUGCGGGUGCCGCUGCCGCUGCUGGCGGCGUUUGGCUUCCCGGUGCCGCUGCCGCUCCGAGACGCCUUCUAUGACUCGGUGGCCAACAACAGGUACAAUUUCUUCGGCCGGACCGACUCGUGCCGUGUGGAUGACGGCCGCUUCAAGGACCGGUUCAUCAUCAACUAAGGCGUGUGUACGGUGACUGGUUUGUGAAAAAACGAGCAACAGACCCAAAGUGCGCUGGACUGCACUGCAACCCGGGGCACAUGGGCGAGCUUAGGCAGCUGAUUGCACAGUCUUAUGAGGAAUCGAGGCCGUUUAUGCCCGCGUACUGAGUACGGGGGUCCAGUCUAGCUGCAGGAGCUGUGAGUUGAGCAGGGUUGAGUGUGGUUAAGUAGUGAUAGGUGUGUGAUGGGACAGGGUUCAGGCAGGUUGGCGCGGUCCCUUAGGGUGCAGCUGACGCCCGUACCCCAAGCAGACAGCAAACAGUUUGCAGCGGCAGAGCAGGAGUGCAUGGCUGGUCGAACGCCGGAGUUACUGUACCGACAAGUUGCUGGCUGGCUGGAAGUUUGCUGAUGCGCAUUCCUCACGCUCCGGGCGCCCGGCCAGGCGAUAGCACCACACAGACACACCACAACGCCACACUCGCUCGCGAUGCAGAGCCGCACCGCACCUGCAGGAAGAUGACCAGCGUCCACGGAUGAGCACCAAAUGCAACAUAGAGAAAAUAGUGAUAGGUGUGCGAUUCUGAAGCUAGUGGUGGACUGGCGGUGCUUUGCGCUUGGCGGGACAGGGCGGGACACCUAAAGGGCACUCGACGAGAUAAGUUGGAGACUAGGGUGAGGACGUCACAGUUGUGGUAGUCAUCGGCGGCACCGGUUGUUCUGAUCCAUGUUAUCGUGUGCAUUGCGGGAAGCUGGGAGGGCAGGCACGGAGGGUGGGUUAGGGCCGUGCCGGCGCGGAAUGGGCGGAGGCUCCGUCUCACUUCCUGUUUUUUGUGAAUGUCUGGUAAAUGCUGUAACCAUAUGUGAGC